CCUGGUGUUUGCUUUGUCCCAGGAUAAACUGACUGCCAUUACCUCCUUGUGCCCAUUAUUCUAAAAGAAUCCAGCCCGGGGGGGUUACUGUGUGCAAAGGUCCCCCAAACCUAUGACUUAAUGACGUGGCACCUACAUGCUGGAUCCUGCAGUCAGCAACCUAAGGGUUAAUACAGAUAAAGGGCCACACCAGGUGACUGGAAUAAAGCAAACAGGUGGAGAGAGGAUAUUGUAUAAGGUGUUGGAUAAGGGAAAUCUCAGCAAAGUGUGCGCUUGGGAGAAGCUGGAACAAGUUGAUCCAGUUCCUGAGAGAAAGGAGAGAAAGGAGAAUUCUGCUGUUCCUGCUCCACCUUCAGUGAUGGCGGCUGCAGAACCGAGGGGAGAGCUGAGCUGCUCCAUCUGUCUGAACCUUUAUACUGACCCUGUAAUGCUGCCGUGUGGGCACAAGGUGCUGGACACCCAGGAGGGAUCUGGGGCUUAUUCCUGCCCUGAAUGUAGACAGGAGUAUGAGGAGCGCCCUGCCCUACCCAGGAACAGAACUCUGGGGAACAUAGCAGAGAGAUUCCGUCCAACUGAGACCCAACUGGGGGAGACUGGGAUCUUCUGCACCUACUGUGUCCUCUCUCCUGUACCUGCUGUUAAAUCCUGUCUCCUGUGUGAGGCUUCUCUGUGUGAUACCCACCUGAGGGGGCACAGCCAGUCACACAAGCACAUCUUAACUGCACCCACACGUUCUUUUGGGGAGAGGAAAUGCCCCCAACAUGAUGAACCCCUCAAUUAUUACUGCCCCAAUGACUCCGCCUGUAUCUGUGAAUCCUGCUGUCGGAUUGGGGAGCACAGGGGCCACAGGGUGGAGCUGCUGAGUGAGGCCUCUGAGAAGAAGAAAGAGAAAGUGAGGAAAGUGCUGGAGAAACUGAGGCCAGAGAGAGAGGAGACUGAGAGAGGAGCCCAGAGACUGCAGGAGCGCAGGAGAGAAGUGGCAGAAAAAGCAGCCGGUGAGACAGAGAGAGUCACUGCCCUGUUUAGAGACAUCAGGGAACAGCUGGAAGCCCUAGAGAAGCGACUCCUGAGUGACAUCUCCAGCCAGAAAGAGAAGCUCUCACUCACACUCACUGAUCUGAUGGAGCAGCUGGAAAUAAAGAAGGACGAGCUGUCCAGGAAGAUCCGUCACAUUGAGGAGCUGUGCAACAUGGCAGAUCCACUCACUGUCCUACAGGAAUGGAAAUCACAUGGAGCUGAAUUUUGUGGGGCUGAAUUUUGUGGGGCUGAGGGGGCAGAUAAUGAGGGGGCCGAUAAUGAGGGGGACAGAGAGAGAGAUGAUACUGAGGGGGCAGAUAAUGAGGGGGCCGAUAAUGAGGGGGACAGAGAGAGAGAUGAUACUGAGGGGGCAGAUAAUGAGGGGGCCGAUAAUGAGGGGGCCGAUAAUGAGGGGGUGAUGCAUGAUGGGAAAGGGACCACUUUAACUCAAAGCUCUUUAGGAGGGAGAAUCAGGAUCCUUCUGGACUAUGAGGUGGGGUGUCUGUCCUUUUAUGAGCUGAGUGAGCCAAUCAGACACUUACACACGUACACUGCCAAAUUCACUGAGCCCCUCCAUGCUGCAUUUUGGGUAGGGUGGGAUGAUGCCUGGGUUCUCCUGAAUGGGCACUGGUUGGACCUCCUAAAAUUGAACAUCGUCUAA
This is a messenger RNA of Xenopus laevis (African clawed frog), 1678 nucleotides long. Its product is annotated as E3 ubiquitin-protein ligase TRIM8. NCBI's taxonomy places the organism in Eukaryota, Metazoa, Chordata, Amphibia, Anura, Pipidae. The record is from RefSeq and is a predicted model, not a curated record. The coding region runs from base 137 to 1678 and encodes 513 amino acids. The transcript is spliced from 3 exons.